AUGACUACAAUUCCACCCUUGUCGGAUUUUUUGAAUGUGAUGUUCACGGGAGAACAUCUUUUUGAAAUAAUCAGAUUGGGGAACUCAGCUAGAAAACGGCUAGCAAUUGUAACUGCAAGUCAUGGACAGUGCGAAAUCCCCCCUUAUCUUUGGUUCAUUCAUCCUCGCUAUCUCAUACAGUUUGUCGCACUCGGACAACAAGCUCAAAUGGACCAGGAUGCUCAACGUGUGAUUGGACUAGAAGAUGCGAUGCGUGUAUUAUCAUUUGAACGCAAAUCCAGAAGUUUCCAUACACCCAUUUCAGACUUUUCAUCUACACCGGCAACAGCAAAACCUAUAACCCAAGAUAUGACUACCACUGGACAUAGCCAUGGUAUCACCAGUGACCUACGAGUGUUGAAAGGCAAAGAAUAUGUAACUAUGGAUGUCGCUAUCUGGAUAAUCGAUCAUCUACGGUGUGUGGAGGGGUAUUGUACAAGAUGUAGUCACGGUGUUACUGUGAAUGAGUACGGAGGAGGCUACUUUCACAGUACGGACAUUAGCAAUACAACGUCAGAGGCUCACACAGAUAUAAAAGCCGACUAUGCUAUCACAUACAAUUCACAAGGUGGUCUGUCGCUUUAUCAGAUGUAA
This is a messenger RNA of Bipolaris oryzae ATCC 44560, 633 nucleotides long. RefSeq lists its product as uncharacterized. The transcript has a single exon. The record is from RefSeq and is a predicted model, not a curated record. Bases 1 to 633 code for a protein of 210 amino acids. NCBI's taxonomy places the organism in Eukaryota, Fungi, Ascomycota, Dothideomycetes, Pleosporales, Pleosporaceae.